Messenger RNA from Dichotomopilus funicola, 2208 nucleotides. RefSeq names its product ATP-dependent DNA helicase. The record is from RefSeq and is a predicted model, not a curated record. The transcript has 6 exons. Gene Ontology annotation, cellular component: nucleus. Gene Ontology annotation, biological process: DNA repair. Gene Ontology annotation, molecular function: ATP-dependent chromatin remodeler activity; ATP binding. The coding region runs from base 1 to 2208 and encodes 735 amino acids. NCBI's taxonomy places the organism in Eukaryota, Fungi, Ascomycota, Sordariomycetes, Sordariales, Chaetomiaceae.
AUGGAACCGUCGCGGAAAAGACCACGUCGGGAAAGCGACGAAGGCGUGCCAUCCAGGACGCUGCCGGUUCCGCACAACGCUGGUCAGGGGGCUGAGCUGCCUGGGCUGCAACAGUAUGGACCCGACCAGGCGACUAUCGUCACUAGCCUUUCCACAGAGCCGGUAGUGUGCUAUGGCAUGGUUGGGUUUUCCGGCACUUACACGGCGGACGGCAACAGCAUGCACGAGGAGUCGGACUCCUUCGCCGUCAUCAUUCACUCACAGCGGGAAUUUACCCCUGCAAAUCCCCAACCUGUCUCUGGUCGCGGCGAGUUCUCCUCCGACUCCCUUGCCGUCGUUGAAGCCCUGCUGAACGAGUCGAGCUUGCGACUCCAGGCGAGUUGCGCGGUUGGCGGCCCCCUACCCCUGAAAGCUCCAGCGAGAUCAAGGCGGUUUGGGCCCGUUUCCCUCGCAUGCAAAGUGUCCAUCAUUCUCUACGGGCCACAGGAUCUGAUGGACAGCGUCGGCGAGUUCUUCCAGGACGUCGAUAUUUACCUGCAAGACCCCAUAGGCUGCGACAUGGACGUAAGAUACUGCAACCCCCAUCGCCUUUUAUCGCUCGACAUAAACGACUGUCCGAUGACAUCUGAGUUGAACCGGCUGGGUUCUGAGCUUGACUCGGCCCUGUUCCAGAACAUCCCUGGCGAAUCUGACGUCCUGGACGUUCUCGAUGCUCAUCAGGACUUGCCCGAAGCACCUCAACCAGCACUGAUCCGUUCAUUGCUCAGGAAGCACCAGAAGCAAGCAUUGACCUUUUUUCUCCAACGUGAAGCUGGUUGGAAUUUCGACCCUCGCUCUGCUGAUUUUUGGGACUUUCAGCAAACCAGUCAGGCAGCGUUUUUCGUCAACCGCAUCUCGCAAAUCCCCCAGACGGCUGAACCACCCGAGUUCUGCGGCGGCAUCGUUGCUGAUCCCAUGGGUCUGGGUAAAACAUUGACAAUGAUCGCCCUUAUAGCCGCGGAAAAGCACUCUUCAUCUUCGGCCGGCUGGCCGUCGCUCAUCCUUGUGCCGCCACCCCUUCUGGACACUUGGGAAGAGCAGCUCAAAGAACAUGUCACCCAAGGCGGAUUGACCUGGCGCCGCCACUACGGAAAGGAUAGACUUACCAAAGCAGACGAGGUCACUCUGUACGACAUUGUAAUAUCGACAUAUGAGACGGCAAGAGCAGACUGGGGCGGGGGGCAAAAGACGGCGGGGAGCCUUCUAUUCUCCAUUCCUUGGAGACGAAUAAUCCUAGACGAAGCCCAUAUAAUCCGGAACACCAAGUCACAGAUUUCCCAAGCAGUCUGUGCCCUCGACGGCGCUGCAAGAUGGGCCAUCACGGGCACGCCCAUCCAGAACAGAAUCGGAGACCUCGCAGCCCUGCUCAAAUUCAUCCGAGCAUAUCCGUACCAUGACACCAAGCGGUUCGAGACCGACAUCGGCCAGAUCUGGAAAAUGGGGAACAUUGAGGAGGCAGUCAACAGGCUCAGGAAACUCUCAGGGGGGUUGAUCCUGCGGCGACCCAAGACGGCGAUUGAGCUGCCCCCACGGACCGAUUUGAAGUUCCCCAUCGAGUUCCACGCGCCGGAGAGAGAACUUUACGAACACGUAAAGCACCAAACAAUGGCCAAAAUUGAGGAGGCAUUUCAAGACGGGGACAAGGGCGGCUUCCGCUCAAGAUCAUACAUUACCGUCCUACAGAGAAUCAACGCUUUGCGCAUGAUCUGCGACCUGGGGCUGAAUUUCGGCUCCAGACACGGCCUCUCGGCAAUUGAAGACGCCCAGGAUGACCGUCGCCGAGAUUGGUACACCAUUGCCCAAGAGGCAUUCAACCUGGAGCGGGACACGUUCCCGGUCGUCUGCUCCAGUUGCUCCUAUCCCUGCGACACUACGGCGGCGACCUUCGCCCACCGCUCGUCAGAGUCCUCCCCGACAUCGUAUUAUGCGGAAUGCAUGAGAUACAUCUGCAGCGACUGCGCUCAGCCGUACCUCCGGCAGAAGGAGGCCGUCAUGUGCGGACACACACCAAACCACAGAGUUGCGCCUGUCUCCUUGGGCUGGACGAAUUUAGAGGAGCGUGCUGUGCCUAGUCAGAUUCAUCAGCUUCAGCUUUCCAGCAAAGUCACGGCCCUCAUCUCGCAGCUCAGGUGGCUUCCAGUCGAUACGAAGAGGUCAAACCCCCACUAG